Molecule: messenger RNA, 348 nt
Organism: Nannospalax galili (Upper Galilee mountains blind mole rat)
Lineage: Eukaryota; Metazoa; Chordata; Mammalia; Rodentia; Spalacidae
Product: secreted seminal-vesicle Ly-6 protein 1-like
Exons: 3
Coding region: 1-348 (115 amino acids)
Source: RefSeq, a predicted model, not a curated record
AUGGGCAAGUUCCUGCUCAUAAUCCUGUUGCUGGAGACCUUUUCUCUUGUGUUCUUUCGAGCUGAAGCCCUGAUGUGCAAGGUCUGCAGCUCUUUUAAGAGAGGACACUGUUUGGUAGGCAAGGGCAACUGCACUACAAAUUUCUACUCUCAGUGCAGAACCAGGAAUUUCUUCAUUUACUCACCGAAAGAUGGGUGGCUUCACAAUCACACUGAACUGGACUGUUCUGCCUUGUGUUUGUUUGAAAACGCGUAUUAUGAAUACUUGAAGAUUUCUACCUUCUGCUGCAAAGAUCAAGAUUUCUGUAACAAAUUUCAUGGCCAAAUCAUGACGGAGAAGAUUUAUUAA